This is a messenger RNA of Stereum hirsutum FP-91666 SS1, 1197 nucleotides long. RefSeq lists its product as uncharacterized. The transcript is spliced from 8 exons. NCBI's taxonomy places the organism in Eukaryota, Fungi, Basidiomycota, Agaricomycetes, Russulales, Stereaceae. The coding region runs from base 28 to 1197 and encodes 389 amino acids. The record is from RefSeq and is a predicted model, not a curated record.
UUCUCUCGCAACACUUGGGCAUGAACCAUGGCAGAUGUAUCCGUUCUCAACACCAUCGGCCAUGACUUGGUGCAGUCAAUGGUCUGCGUUUCUGUCGAGACGUUCCUCGUCGCUGUAUAUGCCGUGCUUGUCCUCAAAGCGAUGUCUCUGCUCUGCCGUAAAGGCCGUUCUAGUAUCCCACUCUUUACACUGGCACUGCUUAUUCUCAUGUUCAUCUUCGCGCUGAUACUUUGGAUCAUCGACCUCGUGAAUGUUGUUGCGGAGACGCGCAUAACUCUCGUGGAUCAUCCCGAGCUGUCCAUGGACAUCAAGUAUCAAACUGCCACGGAAUUCAUCUUUCGCAGAUCGGCGGUUCAGCUGGCAUUGUUCUCUUACAUGUCCAUCAUGAGCGAUUCUCUCUUGAUUUGGGGUGUCUAUGCAUUUUGGGUGAAAGGCAGGGAGAGACUUGUCUUACUCAUCCCCGCUGCCACUAUCUUGGCUUCGAUAAUUUCCUCGAUCAUGCUGUCGUAUUGCGUUGCAAGACUAGGGUCUGAAAUAGAGCUCGGAACCUUCCAGAAGCCACACUUCUGCCGGAAUAUUCAAACGACUUCAUACUGUACGGCCGUGGCCACAACGGCGGUAGGAACUCUUCUCAUCGUGCUGAAGAACUGGCGGUAUCGCCGGAGUAUCAAGCCAAUACUAUCCGGUAACGCUCUUCAAAGCUCGACGCAAGCAGAGCGUGUGCUGGGUAUACUUGCUGGGACGGGAACGCUAUACCUUUUCUUCUUCAUUGCACAAAUGAUACUGAGCAUAACAGCCGUCAACGAAAGAGUCUUCGCUAGGGCUGACUUGCGAUUUGCAGCAGUCAUGUUCGACGACAUGACUAGCGUUAUUGUGGGAAUCUAUCCGACAAUUAUCGUCAUCCUAAUAUACUCCCAGAACACACUUCUGGAACCAACAGCCCAAAGUCAAGUGCCACAAUUUGGCAGAGAUCACACGGUCACUUUCGAGCGACAAGUGACCGUAGCCGAGUCGACCGAUCCUUAUUUUCGAUGGAAAACGCAAAGACGGUCGAGAAAGAAUGUAAACAUUGAACUUCCGGAGCUGAAUAGUCCUUCUGCCUAUUUUCUUCCUAGUAGUCCCGAACGGCCAGAGGUAAAUGAGCCGGGAGGCCAGGUGUCCAAGGCGGAUUCUACCAUCUCAAGUGUUGGAGUAUGA